AUGCCUUCCUCGAAUCUCCCUUCUCACAACGCCUCUCUCCGAAGACUCUAUCCCCGUCGUCCUCGCCCGUCCGUCGCGUCAAUAGCAGAUAUUUUUGUCGGCUCGCUGAUUCUGGCAAGCUUUUGCCAUGAACACUCGCCAAAUCGCCGGGGGUUAUCGACAGUGGCCUGGAGUCCCUCCGAUCAAAAUCUGCAGAGAUUCCGGAGCAAAGGGACGCCUGGUCACAGAAGACUACCACCACGACAAAAACCUGAGUAUUCACGCUCAAGGUUACAUCUGUCGCAGCCCAGCAGAUUGAUCAGCAGCGGAUUGGCACGUACGAAUGAUGAUGAUACAGAGGAGUAUAACAUUGAUUCCGAGCCACAGGAUGAGAGGGAGGCGGACAGCGAAUAUAUACCCUUGUGGCCGGGAGACAAUGCGGACGAAAAAUCGCAAACCCGUUGUGAGAGAUUUGAUUUCGCAGAAGAAAUCAACCAGAGAAUAGAGAUGAAAAAAUAUACAAAAUCCGACGUCGACCCCAAAUCACCGGACAACUACUGUCACCAAUCCUUGCCGUCAUGGCAGGAUCCCCAGGAGGAGAAACGCUUUUUUACCUCCAAGCUGUACCAAAGGUCAUUGGCAGGUCAUGACUGGAAGGAAGCAGUGAAUACUAUUGCGCCAUAUUCGCAAUACACGAAGACGCAGAGAGAUACAUCGCGGGAUCAAAUGGAAAUCCACUCAGUUGAGAAGCUUGUCAGAACAUUGUGGGAAGAGCCAAAUCCAUCCACCCAGUACCUGUUCAGAUUAUACCGAGAUCUUCCUGCUCCGGGAGUUGCAUUGCUCUCGCAACGCACCCGAGGUGCUCUACUGCGUUUGUUUGCGCACCCUCGAGACCGACGAUGGGUAGAUGCUCGUCGCUACUUGGCAUUGGUGGAUGACAUGGUAACUGCUCGACUUCCCGUCUCCCGGUCACUCUGGUCAUCUGCGAUUCACCUCUCAGGCCGAGCCAAUGGCAAAGUAUUGAAACGCGAUCUUAUCCGAGCAGUUGGCUUGUGGCAGAAAAUGGAACAUGUCGCUGGGGUUAAAGCUGACGAUGUGGUUUUCAACAUUCUCUUUGACAUCGCGAUCAAAGCCGGCGCUUUCAAAGUUGCCGAUCGUCUGGAGGAGGAAAUGACUGCUCGGGGCCUGAGUUUCUCACGAUGCGGAAAGGUUUCCAAAAUCUAUUAUUUCGGUAUGAUGCGGGAUGCUGAAGGCAUUCGCGAGGCCUUUGACGAUUUCGUGAAAUCAGGCGAAAUUGUUGACACUGUUGUUAUGAACUGCGUGAUUGCCUCAUUCCUCCGGGCAGGCGACACUCAAACCGCGGAGCAGCUCUACGCGCGGAUGCUAGAGAAACAAUCAAGCAAGAACAAACAGCUGUCGCAUUUGGAGGACGAAUCCCACUCUCACAUCGGUGGGUCAAACCUGAGCUACGACAUGCCUGUGUAUCGGGAAAAAGCCCGAAAACUGGGCCGUGUAUUGAAGAAAUCAUCAGCGCUCAAGGAGAAGUUCCCAGAACACCACCGUGCGCUUCAAGACUCUCUUUCCAUGACGCCUGAUACGCGAACGUUUUAUGUAUUCCUGCGACACUACGCCUAUACCACUGGCCAGCUCGAUAGCUUUAUGGCUGUCAUGCGCGACAUGGAGAAGACAUUUGUCGUCCCACCACGUGCAAUCAUCUAUCUGUUCCUCUUCGAAGGGUUUGCGCUUCAUGGUCGGAGGAAAAAGCAAUGGAGUGCGGAAAAUCUUCGGCUGACAUGGCAUGCAUACAUUCGGGCUCUGCGUGACUCGAAUGCCAGGCUCCGUGGAUUGAAUCUGAACAACAGAAAGAUGACGUGGGAGAAUCCAUUGGCCAAGAGCGUGACAAUCGAUGUCGAAGAGUUACCAGUGACCGACUCCCCCAACGGGUUGUACAUGGCUUUGCCAACGGCAGAUACUGUCAACAAGGCAGAUAGUUCCGAAGAAAUACCCGACAACAUCAUCGAAGAUGACCCUGAAACCAAUGAAGAAGUUCUUAAGUCUGAGCUAGACGAGGCAGAUGAGUCCGCGGGAAUUGAAGAGCUUGAUGUAGAUGAGGUUUUCAACCCUCGCUCGCAGUUCCCAGGCGAAGCCGAGCCAGAACCCUGGGACCCCGAGAAGCGUCUCGAGAACGGUCUUUUCGUCGGACGUCGGAUGAUCACCGUUAUCCUGCAAGCAUUUGGCACAUGCUGUGGUCCCAAAGAGGUUUUGGAGGUUUGGUUGCAACUUGAGCGACUUUGGCAUCCACAGCAGCGCAAAGCGAUCGAUGUCUUUGCCAUCAAGGAAGAGCUUGACAGGCAGAUGUCUAGAGAUCCUCAUCGCAACCGUUGA
Penicillium paradoxum is the source of this 2364-nucleotide messenger RNA. Its product is annotated as pentatricopeptide repeat protein. NCBI's taxonomy places the organism in Eukaryota, Fungi, Ascomycota, Eurotiomycetes, Eurotiales, Aspergillaceae. The record is from RefSeq and is a predicted model, not a curated record. Gene Ontology annotation, molecular function: protein binding. The coding region runs from base 1 to 2364 and encodes 787 amino acids. The transcript has a single exon.